Micropterus dolomieu (smallmouth bass) is the source of this 3468-nucleotide messenger RNA. Its product is annotated as leucine-rich repeat transmembrane neuronal protein 4. The record is from RefSeq and is a predicted model, not a curated record. Gene Ontology annotation, molecular function: protein binding. The transcript has 3 exons. Lineage: Eukaryota; Metazoa; Chordata; Actinopteri; Centrarchiformes; Centrarchidae. Bases 590 to 2401 code for a protein of 603 amino acids. Gene Ontology annotation, cellular component: plasma membrane.
UCCUGAAACGAGCACCAGCGAGCUCAGUACAAUCCUUCACGAACAUCAUUCCUGUUGCUAUACAACUGAUUUAUUCUUGAUGCCACGGUCAACCGGUCAAAUCCACAGCAGACUGCGCCUUUUCCGUCCGCUGUCCACAUCUGAAUCAGGAUACAUCCAACUUGUCGGGUUUGGAACAGUUUUUUUCCUCUUGGUCGGUUUUCUGUGUCUUUUCUGCCACUUAACCUAGAUUUAACAAUUUUCGACUCGGUGUUUAACAUGUAUUUUACAGUAUCUCAAAACACGCGCUAAACAGUGUCAUUCUCACGAGGCUAAAAGCUUGAGUGCGUCCAUCCAAGGGCUUUGUAAGGUGGCGGUCUGUAAUAUGCGUUAUCAAGGUGAUGUUGUGCAGUAGCUUAAGAAACUAACACAUAGGUGGAUGCACACCUCCUGGAGCUACUCACAUCUCCGACAGGUGUGCGGCCGUGCGCACAGCGGAUCUGGCUGCGGCGCCAAGUGCGUAUAUUUUCCGUGCAGACAGGCGUCCUGGAUGCGUGUCCAACUAUUUGGACAGAACGCCGAGUGCGUCUAACAUGUGGACCUGGGACGCAUGCAACACAGAGCCCUAAACAUGAGGAGGAGCCGACACCGCGCAAAUAUGGGACUUCUCCUGCUUUUCAGAUGGCUCCUGGUCACACUGCUGGUGCCCGCCUUGCUGCUUGCUGCUCCAAGCGGCAUCCGUGAGCGUCCCUGCCCCCAGAGCUGUAGAUGUGAUGGGAAAAUAAUAUACUGCGAAUCCAAUGCCUUCCGUGACGUGCCGAACAAUGUGUCUGUAGGCACGCAGGGCCUCUCCCUGCGUUACAACAGCCUGGCGAACCUCAGAGCACACCAGUUUGCAGGCCUGAGUCAACUGGUUUGGCUCUACCUCGACCACAAUUACAUCAAUGCUGUGGAUGGCCAGGCUUUCCAUGGGAUACGGAGGCUCAAAGAACUGAUCCUCAGCUCGAAUAAGAUCACACAGCUAAAAAACAACACUUUUCACGACGUUCCGAAUUUACGUAAUCUUGACCUUUCCUACAAUAAACUGCAGAUUCUCCAGCCUAAUCAGUUUGUGGGUCUACGGAAACUGCUCAGUUUACACUUGAGGUCAAACUCAUUAAAAACUGUCCCGAUGCGAGUUUUCCUUGACUGUCGCAACUUGGAGUUUCUCGACAUUGGCUACAACAGGCUACGGAGCCUCACGCGUAAUGCCUUUGCAGGACUCCUCAAGCUCAUUGAGCUUCAUCUGGAACACAAUCAGUUCUCAAAGAUAAACUUUGGUCAUUUCCCCCGCCUGACUAACCUGAGGGCGCUCUAUUUGCAAUGGAACCGUAUCAAACUGCUAACCCAGGGCCUGCCGUGGAUGUGGACCUCCUUGCAAAAGCUGGACCUCUCAGGAAAUGAGCUGCAAUUGUUGGACCCGAGUACAUUUCAAUGCCUCCCUAAUCUGCAGACUCUUAACCUGGACUCCAACAAACUCAGCAAUGUGUCUCAGCAGACAGUGGAGGCUUGGAUCUCCCUCACCACCAUCAGUCUGGCUGGUAAUCUGUGGUACUGUAACCCCAAUUUAUGUCCCCUGGUGGCCUGGCUCAAGGCCUUUAAGGGUAACAAGGAGUCCACUAUGAUUUGUGCUGGCCCUAAGGAGGCACAGGGAGAGAAAGUGACAGACGUGGUGGAGACUUAUAACAUCUGUACAGCAACACCGACACCUAUCCCGUCAACAACAUCACCCGUCACUUCUGCAUUUCAGCCCGAGCGGCUGCCUGUUCCCACACAGUCUGUGGUGGAUAAGAAGCUGAUCUGGAACAGGACAGCCUCCCCUGCUCCUACCGAGGCCUCCCCCACAGUCCCUUUGGCAGACACUGAGUAUGUGUCCUUCCACAAGAUCAUAGCUGGUAGCGUGGCCCUCCUCUUAUCUGUGACUAUAAUUCUACUGGUUAUCUAUGUCUCAUGGAAGCACUAUCCCAGCAGCAUCAAACAGCUUCAGCAGCGCUCAGCAGUUAAAAAGCGCCAGAAAAAGGCACGGGAGACUGAGCGCUCCCUUAAUUCACCACUGCAAGAGUAUUAUGUGGACUACAAGCCUUCACACUCAGAGACUAUGGAUGUGCUGGUUAAUGGGACUGGACCUUACACAUACACCAUCUCAGGCUCCAGGGAAUGCGAGAUACCGCGGCAGCUGAGUGCUCUGACGUUGUACAGGUGUGAGCAGUCGGUUCUGGAUUACUGCCAUGCCCACCUGUCGCUACACCUCAACAUGGGCAUGGAGCCCCCAACUCGGGUGCUGGGAGGUCCGACGCCAGUCAAGUACCACCCGGGCCUAAUGGCUGCCCUCCCCUCCGAGGCUGUGCGGCCUUGCCCCCAGACCCACUCCCUCCACCAGUGAGCUGUGCACACUGUGAGGCUCUGUGUCCAAACUACUAUAUGUCUGCUGCACACAAUCAGAGGAGCACUCAGACGAAAUGCAAGGCUGUGUGUGAGGGAACUGGGACUGGUAAAGAAGCAAAGGAGACAAUUAAUCUACUGCAGAGCAUCCCGGGCCCAGGGUAAUGAAAAUGAAAAUAUUUCUCAGUGGAAAUAGAGGGGUGCAGCAGUAUUGAUUAGUGAGCUUCUGAUCUACCUGACCCUCAAUGUCCUCAAUUAGAAAAGGGGGCUGAACAGCAGCAUGACUUUCCACAUUCUGCUCUGCCUCUUGAGGAGUAUUAAGGAUAAUAAUUUAAUGAUUUGUUAAUCUUAUUAAACAUAUUUCCUUGACUUCUCCUUAUCUGGGCACCUCUCUGCUGCGUCAGUGAGUAAUCAAAUCCAAAAUGCUAUAAACAGAGCAGGGAAACAGCAUGAGAAGCAGUUGAGUAGCAGAAGAAAUGAAAGAUCAGCCAAGCUAAAAGGUUUUUCUGCUGCUUUGUCUGAUCACACUGUCAGUCAGAGGUCUCUCUCUAACUGAAGUCCCCGUAGAGUUUUUCAUCUUGAAAAAUGACCCACCCAAAUGAAAUUACCCAAGACAAGAGAAACAAGUCAGAAAAUAACGCACAGUAAUUGUCAUAUAAAAUGUACAGCCUACACAUCUUGCCGGCAGUAAGUAUAAUUUACAUGUUGACUUUUGAUUUCCUGAAAUGAUUUGUGAUGUUUAUCACAUAAUAAUUAAUUUAAUCAAGCUGAAAAAUAAAGAGAUGAAAAAUAAACAGCAAGUACAGAUCUUGGUCCACUGGGACGUUCAGAUAUUUACUUUUCAUUAUUAAUUUAAAUAACUCUUGUAGUUAAUGGGUUUAUGUUUUUUAAAUGUGUUCUUCAACCAAUUAUCUGAUUGUGCACUCAUAUAUCUACGUGUGUGCUUUUUACAAGAUGUUACAUUAUAAUAUAUGCUAAAUAAACUGUGGUAAAUGACCAGUAACAGCGUCAUUCAUCAAGAUCAGUGGUAUCAACCCAAAUAACUGCAGGAUUUAGACAGCUGCAUAG